Molecule: messenger RNA, 679 nt
Organism: Daktulosphaira vitifoliae (grape phylloxera)
Lineage: Eukaryota; Metazoa; Arthropoda; Insecta; Hemiptera; Phylloxeridae
Exons: 2
Coding region: 130-660 (176 amino acids)
Biological process (GO): centriole replication; mitotic cell cycle
Cellular component (GO): centrosome; centriole
Molecular function (GO): calcium ion binding
Source: RefSeq, a predicted model, not a curated record
UUUCCAUGACACCUAUAGUGUAAUAUUUAUUAAUAAUAGAUUAAUAUUAUAUUGUAAUUGUUUUAAAAAAUCAUUUCUGAUGUAUAGUGUAUUGAAUUUGUGGUAAAACAAAAAAUUAUAAAAAUAGUUAUGAGCUUUAAUACCAACAUCUCAUAUAAUAAAGCACCUGAAAAUAAAUUAUUAGCUUCAAAAAUGUUGAUACAUGGAAGUCUACUUAAAAUACAGGAUGUCGAAAUUGGUGAAGCAUUUGAUUUAUUAGAUAUCAACAAAACUAAAAAAAUUUGUGUAAAAAACCUUAAAUUUGCUCUUAAGGCAUUAGGACUAGAACUUCCUCGGUGUCAAUACAUACGAUUAAAAUCUGAUAUAGAAAAAACUAGUGAUGGCCUGAUAGAAAAAAAAGUAUUUAUAAGAGAAAUGCAAAAAUUAUUUUCUAAUAUUGACCCUAAAGAAAAUAUGAUAAAAGCUUUUAAAUUAAUUGAUGAACAAGACACAGGUAAAAUAUGCUUUAAUGAUUUAAAAAAUAUUGCAACUUUGUUGGGAGAAAAAAUAAGUGAUCAAGAAAUUAAUAAAAUGUUAGACAUAGCAGAUGUUGAUGGUGAUGGUAAAGUUAAUUUAACUGAAUUCAUACAACUCAUGGAAAAAGCUUGUAAAAUACUUUAAAAAUAAUUUAAUGUUACAU